AGAGAACAACAAAAUAAAUGCUAUUUGAAAAAAAAGUGCAGGUCUCAGAUUCCUGUUUUUCUUGCAACAACAAGCUUGGUCUGGCCUCUUCUGGGUCUGGAAUGCUGCUGUCUCAGGCACGGGCUGCCACCCUGGCAGGUGGUUACAGGGACACCACACUCUGCGGCUGAGCCCAGACCAGGCCUGGCAAUUCUUCUCACAGAGCCCUUGAGACGAAAGCUGUCUGCCUGCUGCCUUAAGCCAGCGGCCGGAUUUCAGGCUCCAGCUAGCAAAUAGAAAAGGCAGAGGGGAGCCUCUGGGAACCUUUGAGAUCCUAGGGGUGGGUGCCAUGUGCCCCAUGUGUAGGUGGGUUCAUCCCUGCUUUAAGGACCUGGCUCGGAGAGAGGGAGCUUCAAGGGGAAUCUGGAUCCUGUGGGAAGGUGGGGACAGCGUAGAGGGCUGUUCACAGAGCCAGGGAGAGAACCCAGGCUCGGGACUGCUGACGAGUCCACGGACUCUACUUGAGAGCGUGUGAAGCUUCCCGGCUUUCACACCCAGGUGCAGCGGGCCCAGUCCUCAUGCAUCUGCUCUUGGAAACAAACCGCAAAAGCCCUAAGUAGACAACCCUCGAGGAGAAGAAUUCUGAUUCUGUUUUUCGCUCUGCGGCUAUUGUGUUUUCACAACGUGUCCUCAGAAAACCGGCUUCUCUUGUGGAGGGUGCAUUUCUUCUUCUGGAAAAUGAAGAAAAAGCCAGCCUUUCCCCUCCCAGGGGAAGGGUCCCAGCAGGCGUCAAGGGAAGCAAUGGGACUGGGUUUGGAAUCCUGGCUGACGCCAGCUCUCACUUGAAGAGGCCACGAGAGACAGUCUGGAGAGGAAGCCACGAGACGGGUUUGUACCCUGCUGCCCUCUUUGCCUGGUAAACACUUUGUUGUUCCUCAAGACUCAGCUGAGAUGCCACCUUCUCCAGGAAGUCUUCCUGGGUCUCCUUGGGGUGAGUGCCUCUCCCUCCCUCCCCAGCCAGGCUCCCUCAGCACUUGGUUCUUAUUUCUGCCGCUAGAGUCCUUUUCUUAUGAUAUUGCAGGCUUGUCUCCUGCCUCGUCUAAGUCAGUGCUCAGGCUGGGCCUGUGUCUGCACAUGGCAGGGAAGCCUGUGCCUGCCCCUCUGAGGAGGCGGGAAAAGCCGGGGCACACACCAGGGCUGCCUCCUGCGGGGCCACAGGUGGCAGACCUCCUGCCACACAUGCAGGGCCGGGCUGUGCGGAUGGGUCUCCUGUCUGGUGCCUCAUCGGCCCUCUUUUUGGGCCUGGUUCUCGGACCCUUCCCUCUGCUUGCUCACCAAUUGGCGCUUCUCUCUUUCUCCUCUUGCUGGAUUAUGUUUGGGUCAGAAAUUUUGGAGGAAAAACACAGCCCCUACCAUGAGCUUUUCCUUCCUCCGCGGGUGGUGUUGACCGGGGCCACGCCCACCCUCUUCCUCAGUCGUCUAGCACUGCCCACGCCCCUCCCUGCCCCCUCAGUGCCACUGUCCCUGGGGCUCUGGGGGCUCCGGGUCUGUGCCCAAGUGCCCUGCCUAGCCCCUGUGCUGCCUGUCUGGUGCCCACAUUCCUGCAACCCCGUGACCACAACAGGGGCCAUGACACAUUCCUGGCCUGGCAGCCAAUGGUGUAAAAAAGAACAGAAUGUCCCAAGGCCCCGCCCUGUCCCUUGCUUCCCUGGGCCCCUCCCUGCCCUGGGCAAGGUGAGGGGUGGUGGUGAGGAGUCAGGUAAGAAGAGGACAGACUGAGAGGGGAGGCAGAGGGAUGCUUCACAUGCAGGGCCCAGGGCCAGGGGGGCCAGGAGGUGUUCCCACUUUGGUGAGCAGGAAGGAAGCUUGCAGAUACCCCUUCUCCUUCCUCUCCAAGAUCUGGGGGUGAGGCUGACCCAGGGGUGCCCUUGGAGGGAUUCCCCAGGGAGGGGACCCAGCUGCUGGAAGCCCACGUGGGGCUCCCUCCCCUGCUCUGCUGCCUGGGAGUAGAGAGGCCCUUUGGGGCUGGCUCCCUCUCUUCACCCUCCUCUCUCUGCCUCUCCUCCCCAUGUGCCCUCCUGCAUCCCUCCGUCCCGGGUCCCGGUCGCUCACCUGCCCUCCUCCAUCCAUCUCCCUUUUUCUGCCUUCCCUGUCCUCCUGGUCUCCCGCCUUGGCCUCACUCCCCCUGGCUUGUUCUUUUUCCUUGCUUUGCCCUCUUGGCUUUGUGUUCAGGAUCCUUCUCCUUGUUCAGGCUCUCCGGCCCCACCUGUCAUUCUGUCUCCCACUCUCCUUGCCUGUCAGCUCUGCUUCACUCCCUAAGCCCCUUCUCCAGUCUCCCUUCAGACUCCCUCUCACCUUCUGCAGUGCCAGCACUCCCUGGUCACCUGCCCUCGGGGCCCCCCCUCCCUUGGGAGAACUCUCAGCUCUGACUCCUCCUCUGCCCCUCCCCCUGCCCUGCUCACCUUUAAUUGAGAUGCUAAUGAGGCUUCAGUGGCUUCCAUCCCCGGCAGGCGGGCAGGCUCCCUGGCCCGGCUGCUGCACCUGUCAGCCUACCCAGGGGCUCAUGAAGGGAGACAAGCAUGAGGAGCAGGAGCUGGGCUCUGAACCCACGGCCCCCCAGCAGCCCACGGAGGAGGAGGAGGCCCUGAUCGAGUUCCACCGUUCCUACCGAGAGCUCUUCGAGUUCUUCUGCAACCACACCACCAUCCAUGGCGCCAUCCGCCUGGUGUGCUCCCAGCACAACCGCAUGAAGACGGCCUUCUGGGCUGUGCUCUGGCUCUGCACCUUCGGCAUGAUGUACUGGCAGUUCGGCCUGCUGUUCGGAGAGUACUUCAGCUACCCCGUCAGCCUCAACAUCAACCUCAACUCCGACAAGCUCGUCUUCCCUGCCGUUACCAUCUGCACCCUCAACCCCUACAGGUACGCGAAAAUUAAAGAGGAGCUGGAGGAGCUGGACCGCAUCACAGAGCAGACGCUCUUCGAUCUGUACAAAUACAACUUUUCCAACACCCUCGUGGCCCAUCCCCGCGGCCGUCGCGACCUCGGGGAGACCCUGCCGCACCCCCUGCAGCGCCUGCCGGGCCCGGCCCCGCCCCACGAGGCCCGCAGAACCCGCAUGGCUUCCAGCGUGCGGGACAAUAAUCCCCAAGUGAACAGGAAGGACUGGAAGAUCGGCUUCCAACUGUGCAACCAGAACAAAUCGGACUGCUUCUACCAGACAUACUCGUCAGGGGUGGAUGCGGUGCGGGAGUGGUACCGCUUCCACUAUAUCAACAUUCUGUCGCGACUGCCGGUGGACGCCUCUGUGUCCCUAGAGAAGGACCAACUGGACAACUUCAUCUUCGCCUGCCGCUUCAAUCAGGUCUCCUGCAACCAGGCGAAUUACUCCCACUUCCACCACCCGAUGUAUGGGAACUGCUACACUUUCAAUGACAAGAACAACUCCAACCUCUGGAUGUCUUCCAUGCCUGGGAUCAACAAUGGUUUGUCCCUGACGCUGCGCACAGAGCAGAAUGACUUCAUCCCGCUGCUGUCCACAGUGACUGGGGCCAGGGUAAUGGUGCACGGGCAGGAUGAGCCUGCCUUUAUGGAUGAUGGCGGCUUUAACUUGCGGCCUGGUGUGGAGACCUCCAUCAGCAUGAGGAAGGAAACCCUGGACAGACUUGGGGGUAACUAUGGUGACUGCACCAAGAAUGGCAGCGACAUCCCCGUCCAGAACCUUUACAGGUCCAAAUAUACACAGCAGGUGUGCAUUCACUCCUGCUUCCAGGAGAACAUGAUCAAGGAGUGUGGCUGUGCCUACCUCUUCUAUCCGCCACUCCCGGGUGUGGACUUCUGUGACUACAGGAAGCAUAAUUCCUGGGGCUACUGUUACUAUAAGCUCCAGGAUGCCUUCGCCUCCAACCGCCUGGGCUGUUUCACCAAGUGCCGGAAGCCAUGCAGUGUGACCAGCUACCAGCUCUCUGCCGGUUACUCACGAUGGCCCUCAGUGACAUCCCAGGACUGGGUCUUCCAGAUGCUAUCCCUACAGAACAAUUACACCAUCAAUAACAAAAGAAAUGGGGUCGCCAAACUCAACAUCUUCUUCGAGGAGCUGAACUACAAAACCAAUUCUGAGUCUCCCUCUGUCACGAUGGUCACCCUCCUGUCCAACCUGGGCAGCCAGUGGAGCCUGUGGUUUGGCUCCUCGGUGCUGUCUGUGGUGGAGAUGGCUGAGCUCAUCUUUGACCUCCUGGUCAUCACAUUCCUCAUGCUGCUCCGGAGGAUCCGAAGCCGAUACUGGUCUCCUGGCCGAGGGCGCAGGGGUGCCCGGGAGGUGGCCUCCACUCCAGCGUCCUCCCUCCCUGCCCAUUUCUGCCCCAACCCCGCGUCCCCCUCCUCCUCCCCACCAGGCCCUGCCACCUCCCCGGCCCUGACAGCCCCUCCACCUGCCUAUGCCACCCUGGGCCCCUGCCCAUCUCUUGCCAGCUCGGCGGGGGCCAGCUCUUCUGCCUGUACUCCAGGGGAGCCCUGAAGAGAAGGAGAAUGUCCCCCAAAAGGCAGGCACUUCCCCUGAUGGGAGGGGACCAGCCUUGGCAGGAUUAAAGAAUUUUGGGAUUCCUCUUGGAGCUGCCCAGCUGCCUUUAAUGUGGGGGAGGGAAGCAGGAUGGAUGAGGGGCGAUAGAAGUUGCCUGGAGAAUAGGGGCCAAGGCAGCUGCCCAGAACUCCCUGGCUCCUGCCCUGUAGCCCCUGGUCCUGCCUCUAGAACCCUCUGCUUUCCCUUCCCAAGUGCAGACAAGUCUCCUUUUCCCUUGGAGCGGUCAAGCCAAACUUGGAGCUUUGACAAGGAACUUUCCUAGGAAACAACAGCCGACCAGAACAAAACAAACAAGGGCACGCAAAGGCAUGCACGGGUCUCCUACCCAGAGACGGCUGAAGCCAGCCCCACGCUGGCCUGGCCACACUGCUUUCCAGGGACACAGACGUGUGCUCCUCUUCUUGAACUUGGGUGGGGAACCCCACCCAAAAGCCCCCUUGGUUAGUUCUUGGGCAGUUCCCCUUCCCUGACUCCCCAGGGCAGGGGCUGGAGCAGACCAAUAUAUUAAGAAGGCUUGGCCAUUCCUACUUGGCCCCAGGACUUUUCCAGCCUCAUCUACCCAGUGCCCCCCAGAGCCACACCCCAGCACCUGUGCCCUGUGUUCUUGAUUCCUCUGCAUAUUUGCUCAAGUUAUUUCCUUAGCCUGGAAGCUUCCCCCACCAUCUGCUGGAGAACUCCUAUGCAUCCCUUAGAACCCUGCUCAGACACCACCACUAUGGAGGCUUCUGCCCCAUCUUGUCUUCCCUGGAACUGAUCACUCCCCUCUCCUCUGGACUCCCAUAGCACACCAUAACAUCUGUUGGAGUGCUGAUGUUGCAUUACACUUUCUUGUUCAUUUGUGUCUGCCUCCCCAGCUAGAGUGCGAGCUCCUUGUGGUCAGGGACUGAGUCUUGUUCAUUUAUGUAUCCUCAGGGUCUAGCCCAGUGUCCUGCUUGGAGCAAGUAGGCAGGUCAUCAAUAAAUGUUUGCUGCAUAAAGAA
This is a messenger RNA of Equus quagga, 5534 nucleotides long. It is a transcript of the gene SCNN1A, whose product is annotated as sodium channel epithelial 1 subunit alpha. Bases 2048 to 4492 code for a protein of 814 amino acids. NCBI's taxonomy places the organism in Eukaryota, Metazoa, Chordata, Mammalia, Perissodactyla, Equidae. Gene Ontology annotation, biological process: sodium ion transmembrane transport. The record is from RefSeq and is a predicted model, not a curated record. Gene Ontology annotation, molecular function: ligand-gated sodium channel activity. Gene Ontology annotation, cellular component: membrane. The transcript is spliced from 13 exons.